GAAAUUUAUUUCAAAGGUCUUCAGCUGUCGUUUAGUAGGAGCAGAUAUUAUAUCAGUAAUUUAAUAUGAAAAUAUUUAUAGUUUUGUCUUUAUUUGUUGUUGCUGCUCUGGCAAACUAUGGAGACAGUUCUUAUGGAGGAAAUCCCCAUGAAGGAAGAUAUCAUGGAAGACGGCACUACUUCAAAAACUUUUUCCUUUCAAAACAUGAAAAGUCUUUACUUCAUCGUAUCCACUUAGAAUGCCUAGAGGAGACUUCGUGUGAAUUGGAAUACUUAGAAGAUCCAUUCCAGUACGAUGAUUACGAACCUUUGGCGGAUUAUAUGUUAUGCCUGUCAAAGAAAUACGGAUUUAUAGGUAGACGUGGACAAUUGAAGUUCGAGAACUUGAGAUAUAAGCUAGGAAUGAUCUGUGGUGAUGAAGAUCCCGAGUUUUACAUUAACACUUGCGCUGUUCCUUUUGACUACCCGUGGAGACAUCCUUUAAUCUGUGGAAAUGCAAGCUAUGGAGAUGAUAUUUAUGAAGAAGGUCCUUUUGAAGGAAGACACCAUGGAAUAAAGCACUAUUUUAAAAACUUUCUCCUUCCAAGGCACGAGAAGUCCUAUCUUCACAGUAUUCAUCUAGAAUGCCAAAGAGAGAGUUCGUGUGAGCUUGAGUAUCUACAAAAUCCAUUCCAAUACAUGGACUACGAACCUUUGGGAAAUUACAUGUUGUGCAUGUCUAAAAGAUACGGAUUCAUGGGUCGUCACGGACAUUUAAACUUUGAAAACUUAAGACAUAAGCUUGGAAUGAUCUGUGGUAGUGAAGAUCCUGAAAUUUACAUCGAUACGUGUGCGGUGCCCUACUACAAUCCUGUUCGUACAGCUAUAAACCUUUGGAACUGUUUGGAUCACCACGGUUUUCACUUUCUUAAGGAAUGUUUCUAG
Messenger RNA from Diabrotica balteata, 923 nucleotides. The record is from the annotation of a GenBank genome assembly. NCBI's taxonomy places the organism in Eukaryota, Metazoa, Arthropoda, Insecta, Coleoptera, Chrysomelidae.